Molecule: messenger RNA, 1505 nt
Organism: Seriola dumerili (greater amberjack)
Lineage: Eukaryota; Metazoa; Chordata; Actinopteri; Carangiformes; Carangidae
Gene: msraa
Product: methionine sulfoxide reductase A
Exons: 6
Coding region: 102-809 (235 amino acids)
Biological process (GO): cellular response to oxidative stress
Cellular component (GO): cytoplasm
Molecular function (GO): peptide-methionine (S)-S-oxide reductase activity
Source: RefSeq, a predicted model, not a curated record
AGACCGGUGUUUACGUUAGGUAAUGUCGCUGUUAUGUAGCUAACCUAGCCGAGCUAACCCUGAGUGUGCUGUGGGAGCGUGUUGGUUCCGCUGUCGGUUCAAUGGUCUCCUCCUCCAGGCUCCGUCUGGUUUGGCGUCAUUUUGUCUACAGUAGGAUGGGAGACAUGGCCUCUAAAGCCCAGAUGCCGACUCCAGAGACAGCGCUGCCCGGGCGGACUGACAGCAUCAAAGUCUCCGCCAAACACGAUGUGAACGGCAACAAGACUGUUCCACCUUUCCCAGAGGGGACAGAGAUGGCCAUGUUUGGCAUGGGCUGUUUCUGGGGAGCAGAGAGGAAGUUUUGGAGACAAAAAGGGGUUUAUUCCACCCAGGUGGGCUACUCUGGAGGAUACACACCCAACCCCACCUACAACGAAGUCUGCACAGGUAAGACAGGCCACACUGAGGUGGUGAGAGUUGUCUUCCAUCCAGACCAGAUCAGCUUCCCCAACCUGCUCAAAGUCUUCUGGGAAAGCCACAACCCGACUCAAGGGAUGCGUCAGGGGAACGACAUUGGGACAACGUACCGCUCUGCCAUCUACACCUACACAGAGCAGCACCUCGAGGAAGCUUUGGCCUCCAAAGAUCAAUACCAGAAGGUUCUAACAGAGGAAGGUUUCGGUCCGAUUACAACAGAGAUAGCCGAAGCCAAGCCGUUCUAUUACGCUGAGGAUUACCACCAACAGUACCUGAGCAAAAACCCUGAUGGAUACUGUGGCCUGGGAGGGACAGGCGUCUCCUGUCCAAUAGGAAUCAAGACGAAGGCUUAGGUAUCCAACGACAGCCAAGAACUGAGAGAGGGUGCAACGAUGGAGUUAUCUUUAACCUUUAAAAUGCUCGGGGAUACAAAAAGCUUUGGGUUUUAAAUAUAAUUGUAUCUUUUAAUGUGCAUUAAGGUUCCCAUCACUGUCAAACGGCCUCACACCUGUGGACUUUUAAUGAACUUUUAAUGCUAAUAUUUCUCAGAAUUAAGUCGACAUUUCCCAUAAAAGCAACUGCUGAAUCUCCCUGAAAAUAACAAACAACUUUACACCAGUACACCACUGAUUUCACCAUCUGUUGUUGUUUAAGAAAUGUGAUGGUUGUAGCUCAGUUUGUGAUACAGGAAUGACAACCCGGUAAACUGCAGUUUAGAGACUCAGUCUUCUCAGCUCUUUGCAAUUGGUAAUUAUACCUGAAAAUGUAUGUAUACUAAUUGUAUUAUAAAAGUGAUGCAACACGUCACAUCCUUUCGGAUGUGGUACAAUUGCAUAUGGUGUAUAUGUAUGAAAUUGUGUAUAACCUAAUGCAUACCUGACACUCAUUUUUAUAAAUGAAAGAUUCUCACAAUUUGAACAAAACACUUGUUUAUCAGCUAUUUUGAAUUGUGGCAGCAGAUGAAAAUAAUGUUUUUUUGCUUCAUAAAUGAUUAAUGAGGAUGCUACUUUUAAACUGAUGUAGAGGAAUAAAACAAAAUGCUUCUGAAA